Tilletiopsis washingtonensis is the source of this 2676-nucleotide messenger RNA. RefSeq lists its product as hypothetical. Lineage: Eukaryota; Fungi; Basidiomycota; Exobasidiomycetes; Entylomatales. The coding region runs from base 115 to 2514 and encodes 799 amino acids. The transcript has 4 exons. The record is from RefSeq and is a predicted model, not a curated record.
CACUGCCCGUCUACUGUAGCCGCGUCUAAUCUUCGCCGCACCACACACACGCACCUCUUGCCGCCGCGCAAGCCCACACACGCUCCACACUCGCCCACCCGCGCCUCGCCCAGCAUGGCCACCACGCCGGCCACCAAGUCGCAGAUCGCCGACAAGCCCGCCAGCAAUGCCGUCACCGUCGCCAUGGACCCCAAGGCCAAGGCUGCCGAUGUCGACCGCAAGCUCAAGUUCUUCGGCGUGAUCCAGGCUUUCCGCUCGGGUCGCUACCCCGACAACAAGCAGAUCGAUGAGACGCUGCGCUACACCAUCGAGAACUCGCCCGUCGACGUCGAGAAGCUCUCGCCCGAGGGCCAGAAGCUCGUCAGCGACGUGCGCAACAUCAUCGAGUCGAUGCGCCAGCUCGUGCUGAGCAAGAACUCCAACGAGGAGUUCCAGCACUUCCUGCACGCCACCAUCAAGGCCGACUACCAGGGCGCCACGCCCGGCGUUGCCGCGCCCGUCACGGCCGACGACGCCAAGAAGGACGCCGAGACGGCCGGCGAGGCGUUCCGCACGCUGCUCAAGCUCUGGCUGCGCAACGGCGAGGCGCGCAAGCUCUUCCGCGACCUCGGCCUCGUGGGCCGCGACAUCUUUGCCGACGCCGCCAGCUUCACGGCGCAGCAGGCGCGCCCCGACGAGGACAAGCUGGCCACCGUCGACCAGCCGGCGCCGGAGAACGAGUUCCACGACGACAUCCCGGCGCCGCUCAAGAAGAUCGGCGAGGCCAUCGAGAAGAAGGACGAGCUGAAGCAGGAGGCCAUCAACCAGGGCCAGGCCGCCGCCAACGCCGUCGACCCCAACGCCACCGCCGAGCAGAACAAGCAGAACGUGGCCGGCGCCGUCGACACCGACAAGGCCGCCAACAAGCUGCCCGAGGUCUCGCCCGAGACGCGCGAGAAGGCCGAUGCGCAGCUCACCAAGGCCAAGGAGACGGUCCUGGAGCACAAGGACAAGACGGUCAACUACUUCAAGGAGCAGUUCCCCGAGCAGCGCCGCGACCUCUUCAUCUACCGCCUCAAGAAGGUGCUCGUCGAGUGCCAGCGCCACCGCGACUACCAGGACGCCAUGGAGUUCUUCCUCACGGCGUUUGAGAACUACAAGGGCCACGCUGAGGACGUGCACGCGCAGGUCGAGAACAACGCGAGCAGCCUGCGCGGCGAGGGCAACCUGCAGACGGCCGAGCGCUCGUUCCGCACGCUCAUCGAGCGCUUCGCCAACGGCCACAGCACGCAGCCCAUGUUCGACGCCGCCGACCAGAUCUACACCGACGUCAAGGGCGACGAGGAGCUCAAGGGCUGGUUCACCAAGCUCGGCAAGUACGUCCGCGCCUGCCUGCAGCAGCCCGGCUUCGUCAUGAAGGACGAGGCCAACACGCAGGCGCGCGAGAUCAUCGACAGCGGCAAGCGCUUCUUCUCGGAGAACUCCAAGUACCGCCCGCACUUUGAGCGCUUCUUCGACGAGGUCGAGGCCUUCUUCAAGAGCAUGGGCGACGACCCCGAGAACGUCGAGUUCGGCCGCAAGUGGCACGCGCUCGGCCGCGACCUCUUCUUCAACGCCGAGGGCAAGCCGACGUUCAAGCCCGAGCUCUGGAAGGACAUCCGCGACCCGAUCCUGCCGCAGCUCGUGCAGCACAUCGGCUUCGUGCCGCUGCCGCGCAUCGAGUUCAGCGACCCGACCGUCGACCUCGUCAUCGAGAACCUGACGAUGGACGCCGCCAACCUGAUCCCCAACUGGGUCGAGAUCGACGGCCACUCGCACAUGCGCCUCUCGGCCUACGCCAAGCUCGGCGACGAGCACCGCCACUCGAUCAAGCUCACGCUGGGCCAGAUCCAGUGCGACAUGCGCGACGUCAAGUUUGACAUCCGCAAGAAGAAGGGCUUCCCGACGCUCAAGGAGAGCGGCACGGCCGACGUGCUCCUCGCCGGCCAGGGCCUCACGGUCACGGUGCACCUCGAGACGGCGUCGGCGCCCAAGGGCUCGCGCCGCCCGCCGACGCACGUCUUCACUGUCAAGCAGGUCAAGGCCAAGAUCGACAAGCUCACGUUUGCCAUCCGCGAUAGCAAGCACGACCUGCUCGUCAAGAUCCUCAAGCCGCUUGCCUCGUCGAUCAUCAAGAAGCAGAUCUGCAAGGCCGCCGAGCAGGGCAUCCGCGACGCCCUCGAGAAGGCCGACGCGCAGCUCGUGCAGAUCCGCGACGCCGACGACUCGCUCGAGGCCAUCAAGCAGAAGGCCGCCAAGGGCGAGCAGCAGGUGCAGCAGAGCAAGCAGAGUGCCGGCACGUUCAAGAUUGCCACGUCGAAGCGCGACAGCAUCCUGCCGCAGCUCGGCAACCGCGACGGCUGGGUCAACCGCCUCGACGAGCGCGAGAAGGCCGCCAACGCGCAGCUGCCCAACGCGGCCGACUGGCACAGCCCGGCCUUCUCCAUCGUCGGCAGCGCCUCGGCGCCCGGCGCCGCGCUCAACGGCGCCAAGUAAGCGCGCGCCUCGCACGCUCCUCCUCUUCCCAGGCCUCCGCGUGCAUGCUUGAUACCCCAUGCGCGCUUCCUGUCCGCCACGAACUGUGAUUCCCACUGUCCCGACUGAGAGAUCCUCGGCGUCGCAUGCUCCGCGCAAUCCUAUGAAUCAUGCCGCACCGAG